GAGGGAGAAAGAGAAAAAGAACUGAAGGGAGUGGAGUGCGCGUUUAUCCGGGCAGCCAUUGCGGGUACCUUGUCGAAAACCGCGAAGACGAUAAAGUGCAUUGUGUUAGGCGGAUUAAAAUCCAGGAGAAUCAAGGAUCAUCCUCGUAUCAAGGUGCUCCGUGUGAAGCCCGGUACGCGCACGAAACUCCGGUCCGAUGGCUGAGACCGACAAGUUAAACAUUGACAGCAUCAUAGGUCGAUUGUUAGAAGUACGAGGUGCUAGACCAGGAAAAAAUGUACAAUUGUCUGAAGGAGAAAUUCGGGGACUUUGUCUCAAAUCCCGUGAAAUUUUUCUAUCACAGCCUAUUUUACUAGAGCUUGAAGCACCACUUAAAAUAUGUGGUGAUAUUCAUGGUCAAUAUUAUGAUUUAUUGCGACUUUUUGAAUAUGGUGGAUUUCCACCUGAAAGCAAUUAUCUCUUCUUAGGAGAUUACGUUGAUAGAGGAAAACAAUCUUUAGAAACCAUUUGUCUUCUUCUUGCUUAUAAGAUCAAGUACCCUGAAAACUUUUUCUUACUCAGAGGUAACCAUGAAUGUGCUUCUAUUAACAGGAUAUAUGGAUUUUAUGACGAAUGUAAACGCCGAUACAACAUUAAGUUGUGGAAAACUUUUACGGAUUGCUUCAAUUGUUUACCUGUUGCUGCUAUUGUUGAUGAGAAAAUAUUUUGUUGUCACGGAGGUUUGAGUCCAGAUCUUCAAAGCAUGGAACAGAUUAGACGUAUCAUGCGACCAACGGAUGUGCCAGAUCAAGGACUUCUUUGCGAUUUACUAUGGUCUGAUCCAGAUAAAGAUACUAUGGGUUGGGGUGAGAAUGAUCGUGGCGUAUCUUUCACAUUUGGCGCAGAAAUAGUUGCUAAAUUUUUACAUAAACAUGAUUUUGAUCUGAUAUGCCGUGCACAUCAGGUAGUUGAAGAUGGUUACGAAUUUUUUGCAAAACGACAAUUGGUAACUUUAUUUUCGGCUCCAAAUUAUUGUGGCGAAUUUGAUAAUGCUGGUGCCAUGAUGUCGGUAGACGAGACUCUCAUGUGCAGUUUCCAAAUUUUAAAGCCAGCAGAUAAAAGGAAAUUCACUUAUGGUGGUCUGAACGCAGGACGACCGGUAACACCUCCACGAGGUGCAAAUAACAAAAAUAAGAAGAAGUGAAAUUAUUAGAAUGGUUUUUGGACGUAAAAAACUUAGGAUCUUAUCUACUGUUCCCCACGUCCGUUUUUUUUUUUUUUUGACAUUUGGAAUUCUUAUAAAUGCGAGUUGCUAUUAAUUCAUUGUGAAACAUACGGAGUCCAUUCAAAAGAAAAGAAAAAGAAAAAAAGAAAAAAAAAAAAGAAAAAAAAAGCAAUGACUACUUAACAAAUGGUAGGUAUAAUCCGGAGAGGCGUUGCUCGUUAUUCGCAAGAGGUUUAAAAAAUAAUGAAAGUAAUUCAGUUACGGUAAGGUAGAAUCUAUCGAUCGGAAAUUGAUUUCUGUGUGUACGUAUGCACGGUCGACUUAAAUAUGGAAUAAUAAACACAACAAAAAUAUAUAUAUAUGUUAUAAGAAAAGGUACGAAUUAAUGAGAAGGGAAAAAAGAAACAGAAGUAAUAAACAUCGGGUGUAAAAGAUGAAAAAUCUGAUUAAAAUGACGUAGAUCUUAUAAUAAUAAUAAUGAUAAUGAUGAUGAUAAUAAUAAUAAUAAUAAUAAUAAUAAUAAUAGCUAUCACUCGUUCGAUAAAACGAUCUCUGAACUGUAAUAUUUAGCACUCUUGCAGCUUUUAUAUAGUUCUGUCAAACUGUGACAUCAAAUUAUAUAUACAUACAUAUAUAUAUAUUAUUUUGUUUCGCUUAAAUUUCAUUUGUAAUAACGCGAUACGACCAAAAAAAAAAAAAAAUAUAUAUAUAUCCGGCAAUUUUAUUAUAGCAAAAUAAUAUACGAUAUGUAAGCGCGAUAAUAUAUUAUUAGUAACUGCCUAUGAUCGUCAACUAUCGACUGUAAUACGUCCAUACGAAUCUUGUACAAAGUAAUAUUAUAAUCGAAGCUCAACGUUUCUCUGAAAGAAAAUAAAAAGAACACUCGCACAAACUUCAUGAAACAGAUUGGUAUAAAUGGGUAAUGGAUUUGCGUAAUAAACGUCUUUAUAUAUAUAUA
Vespula pensylvanica (western yellowjacket) is the source of this 2162-nucleotide messenger RNA. Its product is annotated as serine/threonine-protein phosphatase alpha-2 isoform. The coding region runs from base 197 to 1183 and encodes 328 amino acids. Gene Ontology annotation, molecular function: protein serine/threonine phosphatase activity. NCBI's taxonomy places the organism in Eukaryota, Metazoa, Arthropoda, Insecta, Hymenoptera, Vespidae. The transcript is spliced from 5 exons. The record is from RefSeq and is a predicted model, not a curated record. Gene Ontology annotation, cellular component: nucleus; cytoplasm.